Molecule: messenger RNA, 381 nt
Organism: Ambispora gerdemannii
Lineage: Eukaryota; Fungi; Glomeromycota; Glomeromycetes; Archaeosporales; Ambisporaceae
Source: the annotation of a GenBank genome assembly
GAUACAAUCAAAAUUCUUCAGCCAAUAAAUGAUGUAACUGAGCUAUUAUCUGGCUCAUCUUAUCUGACAAUUGGUGAUAUGUGCAUUAUAAUAAUAAGUUUGCUUGCGCAUCUUGAUAUAAAUAGCAUCAAAAAUGUCAAUAGUCAAGUUGAAGUAUAUUCUCUCAAGAUGAUUAGCCACAUGCAAGAUUCACAGAAAAUGUAUGACAAAUACAAUCCAGAUAAUAUACAAACAGCACUAUCCAGACUAACCUCAACUCGUAGCAUAUUUCAAGUCCUCAUUCAAAGUACAUCAUCGAAUAAUCAAUAUAAUACUCACAAAAUUGAACAGUAUUUCCAACUUCUACUUGAAGCAGAUCAUAUUAAUCCUCUUGAAUGGUGA